Molecule: messenger RNA, 2875 nt
Organism: Choloepus didactylus (southern two-toed sloth)
Lineage: Eukaryota; Metazoa; Chordata; Mammalia; Pilosa; Megalonychidae
Gene: CLCF1
Product: cardiotrophin like cytokine factor 1
Exons: 3
Coding region: 1275-1922 (215 amino acids)
Source: RefSeq, a predicted model, not a curated record
CCUGCUCUUGCUGACCCAGACCCAGAAGGGCUGCCGGCUUCCACCCGCCCUGCCAGACCUGCUGGCUGGGGCCCUGAGCACACAAUUGCCCCUCACAGGGGGCUCAGGUACACAUUCCCCUGACGGACCCACCCGCUUCCCCCACCGCUCGCACACACUUGCUGCCUGCAGCACACACCCAGCCAGCGGAGGAAUCAGGCACCAGGCGGAGUUGGCAGCCACCGUGGGCCACCAGCCCAAGAAGCAGCCCCUCCUGGCUGGUGAAAUGGCCCGGUGCACUGCUGUCCGGGUUACACUUCUGCAGCCACCCCUGCUCGCCAGCUCCUCUAUUCCUGACACUUCACAUUCCUCACAGUCCCACCUGCCUAUUCACACCGGCCUCCUGCCCGCCCCCUCCCAGCCCCUCCCACACGUGCUUGCACACUCUUGAUUUCAAUUUCACCCCCACUCUGGCCCGGUCUCUUCCCUUCACCCCUCUCCCUGCCUCUGGCUUUCAGCCGGCUGUCUUGCGGUCCCUGGCUUUACCCCGCUUGCCACUCACUCCAGCACCCUGGGUUUCAGGGUUUCUCCUGCAGCAGCAUCAGGAACCCUCUCCCCCAAACCAAAGCCCUAAGCCUGACGCAGAUACUGACUGCCUGGGCGGGGGGACUAGCUGCUCUCUCAGCCGCUGCUUCCCCCUGGGCCCGGUUUCUUCUUUGGUCCUUUAGACUGGAAGAGAAGGGCAGGGAGGGGAAUGCUGAAGACAGCAGAGAUGGAGCCCCGUGGUUGCAGCUGGGAGGAACUUUAGUGUGCCCAGCGCAAGCCCACCUCACACUUGGGUUGAUGCAAAGCUGGGUCUCCUGACUUCCUGGCCCUGGCUAUCCCACUCACCAAGCUGCUUGCUUCCCAGUGGUCUGGGGGAAAAGGGACCAAGGAAAGGGCAGAAGGGAGAGAGAGAAGCCCGGGGAGGGCAGCCAGCCCAGAGAUGCAAGGAAAAAUGGUUGGUUUCUGUGGGCUUUCCCAGUGUGGGGGAGGUACCCUGGUGUGUGUUUGGGGUGUCCUACAGUCACAAUGCCUAGCUCUCACACCACAGGGUACACACUACCCCUAAACCACUCCAUGCCCCUAAUUCUGAGGUCACCCAGAAGUUGGUCCCAGCCUGUGGCCACUGACCCCACAGCCCUCUGCAAUGCUCACAGCUCUUAGCCACCAGGCCCAGGCCCAGACCCUGACCUUCCUGGCACAUCGGCAUGGCCAAGCCCCUCACCCCCACCGGGUGAGGGGACUCGUGGGGGAUGCUAGCUUGCCUGUGCACAGUGCUCUGGCACCUCCCCACAGUGCCAGCCCUCAAUCGCACAGGGGACCCAGGGCCUGGCCCCUCCAUCCAGAAAACCUAUGACCUCACCCGCUACCUGGAGCACCAGCUCCGCAGCUUGGCGGGGACCUACCUGAACUACCUGGGCCCCCCCUUCAACGAGCCUGACUUCAACCCCCCUCGGCUGGAGGCAGAGACUCUGCCCAGGGCCACUGUCAACUUCGAAGUCUGGCGAAGCCUCAACGACAAGCUGCGGCUGACCCAGAACUACGAGGCCUACAGCCACCUCCUGUGCUACCUGCGUGGCCUCAACCGCCAGGCGGCCACGGCCGAGCUGCGCCGCAGCCUCGCCCACUUCUGCACCAGCCUCCAGGGCCUGCUGGGCAGCAUCGCUGGCGUCAUGGCGACUCUGGGUUACCCACUGCCGCAGCCUCUGCCCGGGACGGAGCCCACCUGGGCCCCCGGCCCUGCCCAUAGCGACUUCCUCCAGAAGAUGGAUGACUUCUGGCUGCUGAAGGAGCUGCAGACCUGGCUGUGGCGCUCCGCCAAGGACUUCAACCGGCUCAAGAAGAAGAUGCAGCCACCAGCAGCUGCGGUUGCCCUGCACCUGGAGGCCCGUGGCUUCUGAGCUCCGGCCUUUCCCACCCUCCUCUUCCCCUUCCCCCUGGAAAUCAGGCUCCCACCCUGGGAGGGAGCAACCUGUGUGCCCACACCUGUUGAGCCAGAAGACAGAAGCCAUGAGCCUCUGGCUCUCCCCUGGACUGGGGUGGGGGGGUAUACAAUGAGUCCUGUCCCCCCCACCCUCACCUGCAUCUCCCAAAGUCCUGCAGGUCUGGGGAAGAGAUGCAAUAGGCCCAUCCCAUUGCCACAGGAAGUAUCGAUCAAGGGAGCCUGAAGUGGUUUGGGGGUGCGAAGGCCCUCACAGCCUCCUGCUUCCUGCCCACCACUCACCAGAGCCCACCCAGCCUCCUAAGCAGCACUUCCAGGAAGUGGGACUGGAGGAUGGAGAUGGGGGCCACCGUGGUACAUGCCUUUCUGGGGUGAAGCCCUUUGGCUGUCCUGCUCUCCUUGGAUGGGUGUUGCUCUCCUAACUCCAAAUAACUCUACACAUCCAGUUCAAGAAACAGGCCAGUCCAAACAGGAAGAGAUGGGCUUAAAAAUGGAAGAGGUGGGGUCUGCAUCAGAGGUGGCCUAUAAACCAGAACAGGUAACACUGAAAGCAGAGGAGCAGGGACAGACUGGACCCAGGGGUCACCAAGGCAACAGGUGGCCCAGGGUGGCAAAAGGAAGCUAGCAAAAUCUUGCCGGCCUCCCGGUGCCUUUCUCCACCCCUUUCCCAGGGUAUCUGUGGGUUGGCCGGGCUGGGAGGGGACUCCCAGCCACAGCCACAGGAUUUCCUGAAAGUUUACAUUGUGGUAGCAUUUUGGGGUGUGGGGGGGCAGUUCCCCCAGGCCCUGCCCCCCAGCCCCACCCACUCAUGACUCUAAGUUUGUUGUAUUAAUAUUUAUUUAUUUGAAGAUGUUAUUUAUUAGAUGAUAUUUAUUGCAGAAUUUCUAUUCUUGUAUUAACAAAUAAAAUGCU